AGAGGGCCCAGAUUUUAGUAUCCACCUUAAAUUUGUCCAUUUUUCGUUUCCGAAUCAGCAAAACAACAUACUUUCUCCUCUGCAGUCUUUUUGGCUCUGCGAUUUUGUGCUGCCUUAUCCAUGGCGUCCUCCUUCAUUACUAUGGCAAAACCCCUUGCUUAUUCCAACCCAAACGUCCAGCUUUUCUCUGCCAAAAGACCCAUCGUUUUUGCUCGAAAAAAUAAUCUCAGAGUGAAUGCAAUUGCCAAGAAAUUCGAACCCACAAAGGUUAAGCCGCAAGCAGAUAGAGUCUUGAUAAGGCUAGAGCAGCUACCGGAGAAAUCUGCUGGAGGAGUGUUGCUGCCUAAAUCAGCCGUGAAGUUUGAAAGAUACCUUAUGGGAGAGGUCAUAUCCGUGGGUUCUGAGGUUGGUGAAUUGGACAGCGGAAAGAAGGUAUCUUCAUAAAGUUUAACUUCUGGAGAGAAUUCUUCUGCGGUUGUUUUGAUUAUACUGCAUUACUGAACUGGUCAUUUUUUUGGAGGGCCUAAUUUGUCUCUUUAUACAAAUUGCAGGUUAUUUUCUCCGACUUAAAUGCCUAUGAGGUGUGUAACUUUAUUCCCUUCUUACUUAAUUCUUCAGCACCCCAAGUGCCCUUAUUCUGAUCUAUACUUCCAUACCUUAGGUUUAGAAUUUUAACAAAAAGAUGGUACCUCAAUGGAAUCCAAACUAAGAUAACAUCCUCAAUAACGUCCAAUUUCUUAGUCUCACCAAUUUUUAGUGACUUUUUUUUUGGUACUACCGAUUUUUAGUGACUUUGAAUUCUUACAUUUCAAUGCUGGUGAAAAGCGAGAAAUAGUGCAAUAUGAAGAAUCUUUAGCUCGCCAGGGACUUAAAAAUAUAAACAGUUGGAGUUUUAAUUGAGUUGAGGAUGGCAUUAACUUUGGCUUUAACAAGGAUAUAUAAUUUGGGCUAUCUAACGAUUUUAAGAUGCAGUAGAAGAGCUUAUAUUUUCAUCAUAUGAUGUUACUUUGAUUCAUUGGUCUUUAAGUAUCCAUACUGUGGUUAAUCUCUCAGGUGGACUUGGGAACAGAAGCUAAACACUGCUUUUGCAAGUUCAGCGACUUGCUUGCUGUGGUUGAAUAAAUUCAAGAGAGGAACCUGCAUUUUUUGUCAACCACAAUUCAGUUGGUGAACGUACCAACAAUUUUUUGGCUGCGCAACUCGUUAUGUAAUGAAAUUGUGAAACAUUCCUUACGAUAAAUGGUUAGCAGUAAUGCAUAUGUGAUGCCAUUGUACUUCUUACUAUGUGGUGAUCAGUUUAGUUACACAUUCAAUGGCUUACUGUGCGAGUUUUGGCUGAUUUUCACUUUAUAGUGGUCAGACUGAAGGAGUUUUAAUGGCAAUGUUAUGUAAUUUUAUAUUAAAAAAACCUGUCGAAGCAUGCAUUAAGGUUGGUACACGAUGAUGCACCUAAUAUUUAUCGAUCACAUAAUGAGACAAUGGCAACGGACG
Oldenlandia corymbosa var. corymbosa is the source of this 1491-nucleotide messenger RNA. Lineage: Eukaryota; Viridiplantae; Streptophyta; Magnoliopsida; Gentianales; Rubiaceae. The record is from the annotation of a GenBank genome assembly.